AUGGCGAUUCGAACAUUCUCUUCUCUUGUCCGCGCCACUCUUCACCAAACCCCAAAACCUCAUUCAUUACGCUUCUUCUCUACACUUGUACACGAUCCACCUCCACCAGAACUAGUAAACGAGAUCUCCCGCGUCCUAAGCGAUCACCGUAACCCCAAAGACGACCUCGAACACACCCUCACCCUCUACUCUCCACGACUCUCCUCCAACCUCAUCGAACAAGUCCUGAAACGCUGCAAAAACCUCGGCUUCCCCGCUCACAGAUUCUUCCUCUGGGCUAGACGAGUCCCAAACUUCGAACCCAGCUCGGAAAGUUACCACAUUUUGGUCGAGAUUCUCGGUAGUAGCAAGCAGUUCGCUUUGCUUUGGGACUUUUUGAUCGAAGCAAGAGAGUAUAACUACUUCGAGAUUGGUCCUAAAGUGUUUUGGAUUGUGUUCAGAGCUUAUAGCAGAGCGAACUUACCAACUGAAGCUACUCGUGCUUUUAAUCGAAUGGUUGAGUUUGGGAUUAAGCCUAGUGUUGAUGAUCUUGACCAGCUUCUUCAUUCCCUCUGCGAUCGGAAACACGUGGAACACGCGCAGGAAGUGUUCGACAAGGCGAAACACGGGUUUGGGUCCGAAUUUAGCGCCAAGACGUAUAGCGUUUUGGUGAGAGGUUGGGCGAGAGUGAGAGAUGCGUCGGGCGCACGGAAGGUGUUCGAUGAAAUGCUUGAGAGAAACUGCGAAGUCGACUUGCUCGCGUACAACGCGCUUCUAGACGCGUUGUGCAAAUCGGGCGACGUGGACGGAGCGUAUAAGAUGUUUCAAGAAAUGGGUAAGCUCGGACUUGAGCCUGACGCGUAUAGCUACGCGAUUUUCAUCCACGCGUACUGUGAUGCGGACGAUGUUCACUCGGCUUAUAAGGUUCUUGAUCGGAUGAAACGGUACGAACUUGUACCCAAUGUGUACACUUACAAUCAUAUUAUAAAGACGCUCUGCAAGAAGGAGAAGGUUGAUGAUGCUUACUUGCUGUUGGAUGAGAUGGUUAAGAGCGGAGCUGAUCCGGAUACUUGGACAUACAAUUCGAUAAUGGCGUAUCACUGCGACCACUGCGAGGUGAACCGAGCAACGAACCUGGUCUCUAGAAUGGACAGAACAAAGUGUUUGCCGGAUAGGCACACUUACAAUAUGGUUCUCAAGUUGCUGAUAAGGAUAGGGAGAUUCGACCGGGCCACGGAGAUGUGGGAAGGGAUGAGCGAGAGGAAGUUUUAUCCGACGGUGGCGACGUAUACUGUGAUGAUCCAUGGGUUGGUGAGGAAGAAAGGGAAGAUGGAAGAAGCUUGUAGGUACUUUGAGAUGAUGAUUGAUGAUGGGAUUCCGCCGUAUUCGACAACGGUUGAGAUGUUGAGGAACAGGUUAGUGGGUUGGGGACAGAUGGAUGUUGUGGAUGUUUUGGCGGGGAAGAUGGAGAGGAGCAGUUCUUGUAAGGUUAGAGAAAUGGCGGUUGAGAUGAGAGGGAAGAGGAGGAGAGUGGGACGUAGAAGUGAAGGAAGCGAAGAUGAUGGUUCUGAGCUUGAAAGAGAAACAUAUGAAUAAUAAAGUUGAUAAAUAUCUUAGAGUUAUAAUAAGAACUCAAGAUCUAAAUUGGCUCUAAGAGUAGUUUGGAUUUAUCAAUGGCGAGGAACGUUGUAGUCCUAAAGACAAGACAAGAGACUCUGAGCUAAUAGCGAGAAACGUUCUCUAAAGACAAGAGACUCUCACAGUCUCACUGUGGUUCAUGUAACAAUAGAUAUCUUGGAGAGUGGUGUUUUUUCUCUAAUCCCCUCCAUAUUCGACCCUACUUGUACGUUUUCUCUUUGGAUCAUAAUAUUAAACACAGAUUGUUUUCCUAGCUCUUUUCUUCACAUUCAAGUAUAGAACACGUAUAUU
Messenger RNA from Eruca vesicaria subsp. sativa (arugula), 1908 nucleotides. Lineage: Eukaryota; Viridiplantae; Streptophyta; Magnoliopsida; Brassicales; Brassicaceae. The record is from the annotation of a GenBank genome assembly.